Messenger RNA from Purpureocillium takamizusanense, 3441 nucleotides. It is a transcript of the gene IMH1, whose product is annotated as Golgin imh1. Bases 1 to 3441 code for a protein of 1146 amino acids. The transcript has 4 exons. The record is from RefSeq and is a predicted model, not a curated record. Lineage: Eukaryota; Fungi; Ascomycota; Sordariomycetes; Hypocreales; Ophiocordycipitaceae.
AUGUUUCAGAGAAUUCGAGGCGCAAUCGACCGGACCAUUGCCGAGGAGCAGGCCCGCCAACAAAAGCUCACCGAAGGGGGUAGCACCGCCGCGGGUGUCUCCCGGUCCGGCUCGACAUCGUCUCGCGGCGGCGGCGGCGGCAGCGCAAAGCGCACGGCGCGCACGAAGAAGCCCUCUACGGACACGACAAACACGGACGCGGCGCCGCCGAACCCAGACCCGGCGGUCUUUGAGGCCGCAUUUGUGAUUGAUGACAGCGACGAGCCUAGUCGGGCGGGCACGCCGAAGCCGCAGGUCCCCGAAAAGGACGGCGUCGCGGUCAAGAACGGGGAGGACGAGCAGGCCCCAAAGGCCAAAGAGGAUGCAGACACUACCAAGGACACGGCCGGAGACAAGCCGAGAGUCGACAGCGAGGAUGGUGCAGGAAGCGGCGCAUCGGCCCAGGACAUGAGUCCCGAGAUCAAGCAGCGCCUGCGCAAGCUGGAAAAGCUCGAGGCCACGUAUCCAGAACUCCUACGCUCCUAUAGAGUUGCUCACAAGCGCGCCACCGCCAUCGAGCCUUUCGAAAAGGCCCUUCGCGAGAACACGCCCCUGACAUCCAUUGGCGACCCGGACGCGCUCGUCGAGUACCUCAACCAGCUGAACUUGCGGGGCGACAUGGUCAUGCAGGAGUUGAAGCGCGUCUCGGCGGACAAGGAUGAGCUUAAGAAGAAGCACGACGAGGCCCAGGACCAGCUGACCCAGGUACGGGAGGAGCUCGACCAGCUCAAGGCAGGCAGCAAGCCAGAACCCGGUGCGACCGAAGACGCGGACAAGGCCAAGGCGGAACCUGCAAUGGACCCUUCGAUGGGCAGCAAGCAGGAGAAGGCCCCGGAAAAGGUCAAGUCGCCCGUUGCCUCCGUCAUCGGCAUGUUCUCCCCAAAGCAAAAGGCCACAGCCUUCGAUGACAAGGCCGAUGGGGAGGAAUUCUUUUCUUAUGACGAAGAGAUUCCCCAGCUGCAGGCCGACGUCGCCGCAAAGACGGAAGAGAUUGAACGGCUCAAGAUGGAGGCCGAGGACCUGAGAAAGGAGCUGGCCGCCGUCAAGGAAAAUAGCGCCGGCCUCGUCUCGACUCUCGAAAACGCAACGAGGGAACUAAGCGACUCGCGCGACUCGGCAGCUUCCCGGGAUGCCUGGCAGUCACAGCUGGAUGAGCGAGCCAAGGAAAUCUCCGCCUUGACCGAGAAGUUGGAGAACGCCGAGGCGCAGUUGAAGAAGCUCAAAGAAGAUGCCUUAGAGGACAAAAAGGCUCACGCGGCCAAACUCAAGGAGCUGGAAGGCUCUCUAGCCACGUCAGACAAGAAGGGCGCUGACCUGGACGCCGAGCUGGCCAAGGCGAACGCAGCAAGGACGGUGUCCAAGAAGCUCAUUGACGACCUCAACACACAGAUCGAGGGGCUGAAGAAGGGCAAGUCGGAGGCUCAAGCCAAGAUUGAUGAGUUGUCUAAGAAACUUGAGGCUAAAGUACCCUCUACGUCAGCCGCGAAGCCCACCGAUGCCACCCCUGCGACUGCUCCAUCGACCACCGCUGCGUCCAAGAGGAAGAAUAAGAAGAAGAAAGGAAAGGGCGGUGCUGGCUCUGCCGUAGUCGGAGCAGUCACGGAAGAGGGCGUGGUCGAGGCGGCGGAGCCGAUUCCAGAUGCUGGUGAUGCACAGGGCAACGCCGCGUUCGAGGCAGAAAUCGCCAAGCUCAAGGACGAGGUCAAGGACAAGGAUGCACAGAUCGAGAAGCUGUCGCAGAGGCGCAAGACGGAAGAGGAUCUCCGCGAGGAGAUUGAGAAUCUGCAAGAGAACCUCCUCAACAUCGGCCAGGAUCACGUCGAAGCCAAGGACAAGAUCAAGGAGCUCGAGGCGGAAAAGGCAGCGCUGAGGAAGCAGAUAGCCGAUCUCGAGGAGAGGAUGGGCGCUUCGACAUCCGAUGCCUCUGCCAGCGCCAAGCUGCAGGCUGACAUGGACUCGCUAAGAAAGGACUACGACGAACUCAAGGACAAGUCGGCUACGCUACAGUCGGACCUGGGCGCCGCACAGCAGCUAGCCCAGACCCGGUUCAAGGAUCUAUCGGAACUACGGGAGGUGCUGCAAAAGGCUCAGCCGGAGCUCAAGACUCUGAGACAAGAAUCCGCAGAGCUAAAGACGGUUAAGGAGGACUUGGCCGCAAAGGUUAAGGAGCUUAAGGAGAUGGAGAAGAAGGAAAAGGACCUGAAGCGCGAAGCAUCGCGGGCCCAGCAGCUGUCUACAGAGCGCGAGACGGAGAUCAAGGGCCUGCAAGAGAAGCUCAAGGUGGAGGGCUCUGGCAAGCAGCAGGCAGAGGAGGCGAAGCGCACGGCGGAACGCAACCUGCGGCGCGCCGAAGCGGACAAGGUGGAGUUGAGCGCAAAGGCCGAAAAGGCGGAGCGAGAGCUGCAAAGGGCGCAAGACGAGGCCAACAAGCUGCGCCCCAGGAUCAAGGAGCUGGAGGAGCAGCUGCACAAGAUGAAGCGAGAGAAGUUGGCGGCGCAGGAGGAGGCCGAAUUCAAGACACAGCAGUACAGCAACGCGCAGGGCCUGCUGGGCAGCAUGCGCGACCAGACGGCGGAGCUGUCGACGCAGCUCAAGGAGGCCAAGUCGCAAGCCGAGUCGCUCGAGGAGGAGCUCGGGGAGGUACAGAGGCUGCUACAGGAGCGGACACGCGAGGGCGAGACGAUGCGGCGGCUCCUGGCCGACGUGGACGAGCGGGCGGACAGCAAGGUGAGGGAGAUGCGAGGCCGGAUGGAGGCGGCCAUUGAGGAGCGCGAGCGCAUCGAAGACGAGUCGAGCACGCUGGCGCGGCGCAAGUCGCGGGAGACGGAGGAGCUCAAGCACCGGAUCCGGGAGCUGGAGCGCGAGGUCAAGACGCUGGGCAACGAGCGCGACGAGCUCGAGGAGCGACAGCGCGAGUGGAAGCGUCGGCGGGAGGAGCUCGAGGCGGUGGAGAGCAAGGCGGAGGCGGAGACGGAGGAGAUGCGGACGACGGUGUCGCAGCUGCGGUCAGCGCUGGACGCGUCUGAGGGCCAGCUGCGGGACAACGAGAAGCAGCGGGCGGACCUGCGCAGGAUGCUCGAUGACUCGCGGCAGCGGUACGAGAGGAUCGCGCGGGACCUCAAGACGGCGCAGGCCAAGCUGCUGUCGAGCAGCACCGUGGGCGGCUCGUCAUCACGAACAUCGACGGACUCGAACCGUAGCGGCGGCGUCAACGGCAGCGGCGGCGGCGGCGGCGGAGGAGGCGACACCAUGUAUCUGAAGACGAUCCUGCUGCAGUUCCUGGAGCAAAAGGACGGGCGGUUGCGGGCGCAGCUGGUGCCCGUGCUGGGCAAGCUGCUCAAGUUUGACAAGACGGAUGAGCAGAAAUGGCUGAACGCGGUGCAGCAUAUCGAGGUUCGAUAG